AUGAAACAGAUGAGAAAACCCAUCAACGAACGUGCAGAUGAUGGCUCAAAGACAAUGGGCCACUUCGUAAGUGUGGCUGGAGAGGGUAACUUCGGAGAAUGGUUGAGUUUAGGAGUCAAGAAAGGCAUUCCUGAGGAAGUUGAUCAAACUCAAAACCCAAAUCCCCAGUCAAAACGUCUCAAGAACAGGUUGUUCUCAUGCAAUUUCUGCAUGAGGAAGUUUCAUAGUUCACAGGCCUUAGGGGGUCACCAGAAUGCGCACAAGAGAGAAAGAAGAGCAGCCAGAAGGGACCAAACUCAAAAGACGAUAGUGACGAUGAUGAAGACUACAAUCGGCUUACCGUGCACUUCUUUGGCAGCCAAGUCUCUGGGUCUCCAUGCCCAUUCGCUUACGCACAAACCAAGCAGGGAAGGGUCUGCUGUGGCUGCUCUUUCUGGAGUUGCCAAUUCUGGCUCUGGGUUUGGAAUGGCAUGGCCACCUCUUAUGAUAGAACAAGCCAUGGAUUUGAUUUGGCCCGGGAGCUUUCGGGUUAAUUUACCAAAGCAACCAUCUGAUGGAAGUAAGCUUGACUUAGAUCUUCGUCUAUGA
This is a messenger RNA of Neltuma alba, 588 nucleotides long. Its product is annotated as zinc finger protein 4-like. The coding region runs from base 1 to 588 and encodes 195 amino acids. The transcript has a single exon. NCBI's taxonomy places the organism in Eukaryota, Viridiplantae, Streptophyta, Magnoliopsida, Fabales, Fabaceae. The record is from RefSeq and is a predicted model, not a curated record.